AUCGAUUUCAUUUUGCUCCGAGAGGGGACUGAAGUUGAGCUUAGCUUGGGGAAAACAUGGCGGCUAAUUGCGCGAGGCGAACCCUACAAUUUUCUUCAGCUUCCGCGAAAGCCCUUUUCAACGCAUCGUCGUCUUCACCGUUCGCCUCCAAAGCUUUUAAGCUCAGUGAACUCGCUGGCGCCAAAACCACAUCUACUUCCCGCUUUUUCGCUACUCAGAAGCUCAAGUUCUCAAGGCUUCCUGUGGAGUUGGCCGCUGCACAGUCAUUGAUCCCGCUGCACAGUGCUACUGCUUCUGCCUUGUUCACUUCGCUCCUGUCUUUGCACAAUACCAGCUGGGGCUGCCUAUCAGAAGGUUUUGCAACCCCUCUAUAGCAGGGCUAACAAGCAGCUGUUUCUAGGUACAAGCUAGAUCAUGAAUAGCAGAUUUUGUUUAUUUGCAUGUCUCUGAUUGCUUCAACUUCAGUGUAACGUAAGAAAGAUAGAUGAUUGUUUCAAUAUUUCUCAAGCUUUCGGUCUGUAUUGGUCAUGACCUGACAUUUUUGCCUGUCCCUCAUCAACAAUUAUAAAACAAGAGUCCCGGAAUACCGUGAGAUCUUUGAAAUUUACUUAAUGUUGUUUUGAAGGAA
Molecule: messenger RNA, 628 nt
Organism: Rosa chinensis
Lineage: Eukaryota; Viridiplantae; Streptophyta; Magnoliopsida; Rosales; Rosaceae
Product: protein NUCLEAR FUSION DEFECTIVE 6, mitochondrial
Exons: 3
Coding region: 57-374 (105 amino acids)
Cellular component (GO): mitochondrion
Source: RefSeq, a predicted model, not a curated record